AUGGACCAACAAGGCGAAAGCAGGCAAAACGGAGCUAUGAGCGAACAACAGCUCGAUCGAUCCCAUACAACAGGAGGGGUUCGAUCGAGCUCGUACACGACGAGCAGCAGCUCGAUCGAGCUAGUACACGAGCAGCAGCCCGAUCGAGCUCAUCACGACGAGCAGCAGCUCGAUCGAGCUGUACACGAGCAGCAGCUCGAUCGAUCGUACCAGGAGGUGCGAUCGAGCUCGUACGACAGGAGUCGAUCGAUCCCGUGCCAUCUCGAUCUCAGCCGUUCGAUCUCCCGCUCAGAUGAUAUCACAGCCGUUCGAUCUACUUGGUGCAAACCGACUCGAUCGAACCACAGCGAACCGGAUUGA
Molecule: messenger RNA, 360 nt
Organism: Microthlaspi erraticum
Lineage: Eukaryota; Viridiplantae; Streptophyta; Magnoliopsida; Brassicales; Brassicaceae
Source: the annotation of a GenBank genome assembly